Messenger RNA from Cheilinus undulatus (humphead wrasse), 1569 nucleotides. RefSeq names its product potassium voltage-gated channel subfamily V member 2-like. Gene Ontology annotation, molecular function: voltage-gated potassium channel activity. NCBI's taxonomy places the organism in Eukaryota, Metazoa, Chordata, Actinopteri, Labriformes, Labridae. Bases 1 to 1569 code for a protein of 522 amino acids. The record is from RefSeq and is a predicted model, not a curated record. The transcript has 3 exons. Gene Ontology annotation, biological process: potassium ion transmembrane transport; protein homooligomerization. Gene Ontology annotation, cellular component: voltage-gated potassium channel complex; membrane.
AUGAUGGCACACAUGCAGCUCAGGAGGCAGAGUCUCUUCCCUAAUUACAAAGUCACAGAUUCAGACGUGAACCGUAGACCCUCGGAGAGUGCUUAUCCACUAGCGAAGGAAAGCUGUGUGAAGACAUGGAACUCCAUGCAGGAGCUGAGCAGGGACAUCUACGACAUCUAUGCAGAGUACGAGGACGAAGAGGAUGACGGGGCUCUGUACGCCCUCUCUAAGCAGAUCUCACCCUCUAAGAAAAACUACAUGAUCAACAUCAAUGUAGGAGGGAAACCGUACAAGAUCGCCUACAAGAUGGCAGCAAAGUACCCCAAGACUAGAAUAGGACGUUUGGCCACCUACACGGACCACAAUAUGAAGCUGGACCUGUGCGACGACUACACCGUGACCAACAAUGAGUUCUUCUUCGACAGGGACCCUGAUGUCUUCCACAGCAUCUUCAACUUCUACAGGACUGGCAUGCUGUGGAUCAAGGACGAGCUGUGUCCCAGGAACUUCCUCGAGGAGAUCAACUACUGGGGUGUGAGGAUCAAGAACACCCACCGGUGCUGCCGCAUCUCCUUCGAGGAGAGGCAGGAUGAGUUGAACGACCAGCUGAAGAUCCAGAGGGAGCUGGAGGCUGAGUUGGAGAUCGAAGAGAACGAGGAGCUUUUUCAUGACAUGUUCAUGGGACAGAAGCGGCGGUACAUCUGGAACUUAAUGGAGAAGCCAUUUUCAUCUGUGAAGGCCAAGCUGAUGGCGGUGGCCUCCAGUUUAUUCGUCCUCAUCUCCCUGGUGGCAAUGACUCUGAACACAGUACAGGAGAUGCAGUACAGGACUCCCACAGGUCACCUGAGUGGUAAAACUUACUGGGAAUACGUCGAGUCUAUGUGCAUCGCCUUCUUCACCAUGGAGUACCUGCUUCGCCUGGUGUCCACGCCUGACCUCAAAUCCUUCAGCAGGAGCGUUCUCAACACCGUAGACCUGAUCGCCAUCCUGCCCCAGUACCUGCAGGCCAUUCUUGAGUUCUUCGACAAUGAGGAGAACUACAUGAAGCAUGAAGCCGACAUGCAGGCAGUGGGGCAGGUGGGGAAGCUGGGCCAGGUGUUGAGGAUCAUGAGACUGAUGCGGAUAUUUCGAAUUUUGAAGCUCGCACGACACUCCACGGGUCUGCGGGCGUUUGGCUUCACCUUGCGCCAGUGCUACCAACAAGUGGGCUGCCUCUUCCUCUUCAUUGCCAUGGGCAUCUUCAGCUUCUCAGCCAUGGUGUACACCGUGGAGCAUGACAUGCCGCAGACUAACUUCACCAGCAUCCCUCAUGCGUGGUGGUGGGCAGCUGUCAGCAUCUCCACGGUGGGCUAUGGGGACGUCUACCCUGAGACCAUCCUGGGCCGCCUCUUCGCUUUCAUCUGCAUCUCUUUUGGGAUCAUCCUCAACGGUCUGCCCAUUUCCAUCCUCUUCAACAAGUUCUCAGACUAUUACUCCAAACUCAAGUCCAAUCAGUACACGGCCUCCCUGAAGAACCGAGGGAAGGUCAGGUUUGCCAAAAGGACGGUGAAGAAGCUCAGGAACUGCCUGGGAAACUAA